AAUCGACAAACGUGACUCAGGUGCAUGACGCAGUUGUGACGUCGACGACCAGCUGACCAAACAGGAAGUAGUUUAAACGCUACACGAUGGUUUGAGAAUUGCAGCGUAGUUGUUGUUUACGUGAUGUUUUCUUUUGGAGUUAUGGAGUCAGUGGGAAUUAGAUGGGAAUGGACAUGUCACAGGAUUAAAAGCAAAGAUUUAUAAAACUGAAAUAUAAAAAGAGUGUGCGGAACUAAUGACUUAACUGCAAGCCAGUGGCUUGUGCAUGUGCGGGUUUGGGCUGCAGCAUCAUCAGCUCUGAAUCCCUGAUGGCAUAAACAUUUCCAUAUAUAGGCUUUGGAUGUGGUUCGAGCAGCAGAUCCUUGAGUGGAAUGUAAACAGCAACAUACUCCCACGGACACUACCACGUGGACACACCAAAACAACAACAACAGAAACCUCGAUCCAGCGCAACCAUGUCGUCGUCUGAGCAGCUUAUCGAGAUUGUCAUGGACAACAGAUCGUAUAAUGUGAGCAAGAGCAAGCUGAUCGAGAAGAGCGACUACUUCCGGGCGCUGUAUAGCUCUGGCAUGCGGGAGGCUGGAGAGGAUUCAGUGCAGCUGCAGGGACUGAGUGCACCAGGCCUGGAGCUCGUCCUGGAGUUCAUUAACACCUCCAAAGUCCAGGUGGUCAACGAAACCCUGGAGGAUCUCAUCGAGACAGCGUCUUUCCUGCAAGUGACGCCCAUCCUAAAGCUUCUUCUGUCUGAAAUCCGCCUAGACAAUUGCGUCGAGGUCUUCAACCUCUCAGAGGUGUACGGCACACACGAGCUGCGCACGGCAUGCCUCAAGUUCAUGAGCUGCCACUACCACCCCAUGCUGCGCAGACCCGAGUUCCACACUCUGCCUGCUGAGCUGCGGGAGCAGAUCAGGGAGAUGCGGAUGAGGGGCACGGCCACGCUGGUGGCAGUCGGAGACUUCGUGGGCACCUGCCUGGACCUCGCUGAUCAGGAUGAGCCGUGGUCCAUGCUGCGCUACGGGGAGCGAGAGCAGCGCUGGAAGCCGCUCGCCAACAACCUCCCUCCAGACAUGGUUAACGUCAGAGGGUACGGGUCAGCUGUGCUUGACAACUACCUCUUCAUCGUCGGUGGCUACAGGAUGGCAAGUCAAGAGAUUGGCGCAGCACAUUGUUACAAUCCGUGCAGGAACGAAUGGACUCAUAUAGCUCCUUUAAACCAGAAAAGGGCUAACUUCAAGCUGGUGGCAGUGAGUGGGAAGCUGUAUGCGGUGGGAGGACAUGGUUUAAGUACGGUGGAGUGCUAUGGUCCUGAGCAGGACUGGUGGACCUGCGUUUCCUCCAUGCCUGAUCCUCUGACUGAGUUCUCUGCAUGCGAAUGCCAGGGCAUGAUCUACGUCAUGGGUGGCUACACAGCCAGAGACAGGAACACAAACGUGUUGCGCUACUGCCCCGCGUCAGACACGUGGUCUGUGUUGCACACUUGCCCGGCACACGUGCGGAAGCAGCAGAUGCUGUCUGUGGAGGACAUCAUCUACCUGGUGGGUGGCUACACGCGUGACCUGGAGAGAGUCGAGCAUGUGAGGGCCAACGCUGCCGAGGACGCGUUGACGGUGCAGUCGUAUAAUGUGCGCACAGGUGAGUGGCUGCAGCUGCGAGCGAGUGUAUCCAAGUCAGGCCUGAACCUGACAUGUGCUCUGCACAAUGACGGCAUCUACAUCAUGAGCCGUGACGUGGGCCCACGCACCAACCUCGAGCACCGCGUCUUCCUCAAGUACAACGUGUUCAGCGAUGCCUGGGAGGCCUUCCGUCGCUUCCCGGCACUUGGCCAUAACGUGCUGCUCUGUUCCCUGUACCUGCCCAACAUCCUCUAGACCAGAAGGCUUGAAGAAGAUGUUUAAAAAAACUGGUCAAUCCUACAGCUAGGUCACAUGGUACUGGAGAUAAUUGGAGGGUCAUGUUCAGGUUCAUGUUCAAGGAACCGAGACCCUGAUCCACACUACAGAAGGUGGACUAAUUCAUAAUUGCCCUAUAAUUGACUCAGUGGUUGUAACUCACUGGUUUACGAUCAGUAGCAGUUUAACAGUCUCUCAUGCAGAUGAAUUGAGGAACGUUGCUUUACCAUGUUGCUUUACAAACACUGACUAUGGGCACAAUUUUAUUGCCGUAGCAGAUUUCUCAAUCUUGCACAAAACCUACUAAUGCCAAUGCAUGCACUUACUUCCUGUAUCCUUCCAAUCCAGAAUAUAGUAGUGUGCUGCUGAUACACAAGUGAUGCUUGGCUGUGAAGGGCCGUGGUUUUACAUGGCCAUAAUUGUGAUGAAACACUAAGAGUGAUCGCAGUGUUAGUAGUCAUACCUUUACAUAACUUGUUCAGAAAAUUACCACUUAGGCCUUAAAUUUGGGCAUCUGACAAAAAAGCUUGACCAAAACACCUGUGAUUCUUUUUUUUUUAAAUAAGAAGAUGUGGAGGGCUUGUGAAAAGAGAGCAAUGAAAUGUUCUGAACAUUUGGAGACAGUCUAAACCCACUUUUAUAUUUAUAUAUAUGUUUAGUGAAUUUCAAAUGUUAUAUAUAUAUAUAUAUAUAUAUAUAUAUAU
Molecule: messenger RNA, 2593 nt
Organism: Pangasianodon hypophthalmus (striped catfish)
Lineage: Eukaryota; Metazoa; Chordata; Actinopteri; Siluriformes; Pangasiidae
Gene: klhl42
Product: kelch-like family, member 42
Exons: 3
Coding region: 456-1868 (470 amino acids)
Molecular function (GO): protein binding
Source: RefSeq, a predicted model, not a curated record